CGGGACGGGACGGGACGGGACGGGACGCGACGCGACGCGCACGAACAGUGGGGAGCGGUCCCAGGCACGCUCGGUGGCAGCACCCCCGUGCCCAGCCCGCCCCGCACCUGCCGUCCCGUAUGCGCGGCGCCCAGCGCGGCGCUGCCGCGGAGCAGCUCUAGGCAAAGGCGAGCCCCCGCCGCCUGCCUGAGGGGUUCGCUGCGGGGCCAUGGGGGUGGCAGGCACCGAGCUGCCCGGCGGCAACGUGAGCACGAACCAGAGCGCCGCAGACCCCACGCUGUCGCGGGACGUGUGGAUGGUGGGCAUGGGGAUCCUCAUGUCGGUGAUCGUGCUGGCCAUCGUCUUCGGGAACGUGCUGGUGAUCACCGCCAUCGCCCGGUUCCAGCGCUUGCAGACUGUCACCAACUACUUCAUCACCUCGCUGGCUUGCGCCGACCUGGUGAUGGGGCUGGCCGUGGUGCCCUUCGGCGCCUGCCACAUCAUCAUGGAGAUGUGGAAGUUUGGGAACUUCUGGUGUGAGUUCUGGACCUCCUUGGACGUUCUCUGUGUCACAGCCAGCAUUGAGACUCUCUGUGUCAUUGCCGUGGACCGGUACUUUGCCAUCACCUCCCCUUUCAAGUACCAGAGCCUGCUGACCAAGAGCAAGGCACGUGUGGUCAUCCUUGUGGUGUGGGUGGUCUCUGCCCUCACCUCCUUCUUGCCCAUACAAAUGCAUUGGUACCGGGCAGACCGUGACGAGGCCAUCCUGUGCUACGAGAAGGACACGUGUUGUGACUUCUUCACCAACCAAGCCUAUGCCAUUGCCUCCUCCAUCAUCUCCUUCUACCUGCCGCUCGUGGUCAUGGUAUUCGUGUACGCCAGAGUCUUCCAGGUGGCCAAGAAGCAGUUGCAGAAGAUAGACAGGAGCGAGGGAAGGUUUCACACCCAGAACAAGGAGCAGGAGCAGAAAGGGGGAGCUGGGCACCGCCGUUCCUCCAAGUUCUUCUUGAAGGAGCACAAGGCCCUCAAGACCCUGGGCAUCAUCAUGGGCACCUUCACUCUGUGCUGGCUGCCCUUCUUCAUCGUCAACAUCGUGCACGUCAUCCAGGACGAUAUCAUACCCAAGUACGUGUAUAUCCUCUUGAACUGGUUGGGUUAUGUCAACUCUGCCUUCAACCCUCUGAUCUACUGCCGGAGCCCGGACUUCAGGUAUGCCUUCCAGGAGCUCCUGUGCCUCCGCAGAUCCGCCCUGAAGAUGUAUGCCAACGGCUACUCCAACAGCAACGGCAAGAGCGACUACAACGAGGAGGACAACGGCUACCCCUUGACAUCGGAUAAAACCUGCGAGCUGCUGUGCGAGGAGGGCUCCUUCCCGCACCCCGAGGAGUUUUUGCACUGCAAAGAGAUCCCUGGGUGUCCAGGCAUGGUCGAGAGCUGAAUGGGCUGACCUCUCUUCCUCACCACCCUGAGCUCAUGAGGGCUCUGAAUGAAGAGAUUGAGUGGGAUCAUGACCUUGCUUCUCUGAGCCUAGGGAUGCUGCGGGAAGUGGUUGCCUUGGCAAAUGUCUUCAUCCCAACCCAUAGCCCAUUGUGCAUCACCUGAAGGAGAAGCUGAUGAAGGAUAACCAGAGGACCAGGAAAGGCUCUACUAGCCUCAGAGGACACAGAUGGGGGACCGGCACUAAGAGAGGCACUUUGCAGGAGCCACUGCAUGUGAAACAAGCUCUGCAAAGAAGCUACAGGAGCCCUGUGAACUGAUGGAGGGGAAUGUCCAAAUCACCACAAAAGGUGCAGAGGGCUUUCCCUGGCACAGCAUCCUUGGAAAGCACUGUCAAAAGGGAAAGGGGUGUCAGGACCACAUGGCUGUCUUCAGUGUCUGGUUUGGAAGAGGCACAGCAAGGUGAGGAGACAGCAGGAUGCGCUCUCAUUGCUGGCUGAGGCUCCAGCCGGAACAGGAAUCUGACCAAGACUGAGAGAGAAGGAGCAUGGAAGAUUGCUUUGAUUCAUUCUGUGCUUGUUUCUUCUGGUGUCCUCUCUGUCUACCUCUUUUUCUCUCUAGGCCUAUGUGUACUGCAUGUGGGGCCCAGACCCUCACAAACAAGAAGUAUUAGCACAGGGCAAAUCUGUGCUGCCCAGUUCAGUGCUGUUGCUAGAUGGGGCUGACUUUGUACAGUGCAGAUGUAACGUGGCCUUCGUUUGCUCCUCAUGCCAUCAAAUCUGCAACUGUAAUGCCUGGACUUCAGACUGGAGAAAGGCUUGAACCUGGCAAUCUUUUUACUUGCAAGCAGUCACAUGCUAGCAUGGCCACCACACUUGGGAACCAAGUUUUAACACAGGAGCCCCAAAACAUUAUAGAGCAUCCGUCCCUCUCCUGUAGGUGUGGACAUGAGCAUACUAGCAGGCUGCACACUCAUCUGCUGUUAAAGCUCAUUCAGCAGAGAAAGAAACAGACAGAGUGAUGGGGGCUCAGGCAGAAAGUAGGAAAAACUGAUCCAAACCCAUAGGAAAAUGUGCACCUCCUAACGCAGCUGUAAGCCCAGCUGGGUGGCUGCAGGUCUCUGUUCACCGAGCUGCUCCCAGAGGCCUGGGCAAAACUUCCUGGUACCGAACUGUGCCGGGAGCCCCAUCUCAGACCUUGUCCCCGGGGCUUCCAGCUGCACACCCCUUCCCUCACGUGCAAUCCUAUUUAUUUAUUUAUUUUCUUGCUGUUCGAUGCAAAGCUGCUAACGGAGCGCCCUCCCCACCGACAUCCGCAGCUGAGAGGGGAUGGAGAGAGGGAGUGUGUGCUCUGUGUGUGUGAUGGGAGCGGGCAAAGGGACGGGUGCAUGCCUUGGCCGGGCACACGGGGUGUGCACAUGAGGCAGGAGGAGAAGGCUGCAGUUAACCAGAAAUGCUUUCCCUGGGUAAAUGUGUGAUUUUGAUCUUUCAGGGAUUGCAGACAGGCUGGGGAAACCUUGGCUGGAAGGACAGAAAAGCAGCAUGAGCUGCGCUGUGCUCCUCUAGCCAGAUUUGCUCCAUGCAGCUGUGUGUGUAGGGUAUGUGUCUCUGUGCAUGUUUCCUGGCUGGAUCCUGUCCUUCCAGUGCUCGGAGCUGUAGUGAAGCAUGUCCACAUCCACUUUGUGGGCACCCUGGCUUUGGACACUUGCAGGGAGCUGUAUCACCAUCCAAGGAGGUUGCCACCAGUGUGCUCACAGGGGUUUAAUACCUGGCAGCCUUUUCUGUUCUGUCCAAAAGAGAUAACCGUGUACAGACUCACGUAACACAGCCAGUCUGAAAUCAGGGGCAGGAGCCUCUCUAGACAAUGCUGUAGCUGUAAUGGUUCAUGCUCAGCAGGGGGGUUGGAAAUAGAUGAUCUUAAAGUCCUUACCAACCAAAACCAGUCUGUGAUUCUCUGAUUCCAUGGCUGUUCUUACCCAUUUUGCUAAAAGGCUGGCACACCAGCAGCAUCCAGGUAUUCCAUUUUGUGGAAAGCCUGUGUGUCCAGUGCAGAGGGGAACCAUUUCUCUGGGAGAAGGGUCUCUCUGGUGCCCUGCUGCUCUCCCACAGCUCCCAUGCUUAGGAGGGAGCCAUGGUUCCCAGAUGUCCCUGGCAGGGCUCCUGACUGCUCCAGGGGAGCCUGACAUCUCCCAUACCCUUCCCUCUGAGAUGCCCCACCAAGGCUUUGUCCAGACCUGUCUGGCUGCUGAAUGGAAAUAUUUCCCAAUCAAAACCUGCUCUUCAGAAGAUUCCUGGCUGCCUCUAGUCACUUAUUAUGUACUGGAAACACUGCCCUUGGGACUCGUUUUCAGGUUAGAGACAUGCAUGGGAUCGUUGUAGUUCUUUUUCUCCCAAAUCCUCUCAUGUGCAAGAGCAGGUUGCAGUAAGUGAAAUGGAUACGCUUGCUCUGAUAAUCUGCCAGCAUGGCCCAAAAACAGUGACCUGCUUAUUGCUGAUUGCUUCCUUGCAGAGUUGUAAGAGUUGGAGAUAGAAGAGGCAUAUUACAAAUCCAUCUGCCUAUGGCCCUUCAGGCCUGUUCUAUGUGUUACGUUUACUGGUGGUGUGCUGGGUCUAUUUUUAAAUGCCCUGACACCAGGGUUAUUGUGCUGUCCUUUGGGAGAUUGCUCUGUAGUCCAAGUCAGAAGCUGCUAUUAGUAUUCCACCUGCAUUUCCUCUUGAAACUUCAUUCCGUUAUUCCUAGUGAUGCUCUUCAAAUACCUGCUGCUCAUUAUGUCCCAGCCAGGCUCCACCACUCAACCCGUACUCCUCUUUCCUCCUCCCAAGAACUUCUCUGUAUCCCUGAUCGCUGCUGCUCGCUGUCCUUCCCAUAGUUUGGCACACAAUGAGCCUGUUGAUUCAGCCGUGCAGAGAUUUACCAGGGAUCCGACUGACCAGGGAGCAGCCAGGAUCUCUGGCAAUGCCUGGUCUGCGGAGCUGCUCUUCCCUCACUGCACAUGGGAUGCAGGAAAGGGGCAGGCACAGAGACGUUUCUGAAAGCACUGGUAAUGAGCUCCUCCUACCCUGCGGGGAGUGAGUGCCUGCCAGGGACAGGACACAACAACGUCCCCAUCUCAGCAAAGCCCAAACUGGGCAAGGGAGGUGGGUGAUGCUGUAGUAUCACCUGUGCUGCUGUACAGGGAUGGGUGGGGGGCAGAGGUCUGUGCUGUGGCAGGGAGCUGUGGUUUGCCCUGCCUGAAAAUCAUACCCAUGAGUUGGAGCUGCAGCUCUGCAGAGAGGGAGCCCCAUGAGCAGCACGGGGGGCUCAUCGGGCUCAGCACAUGCUUGGGGAGUCUGUGUACAGCACUCGGCUGGAGCACCAUUGUGAUUGUAAGAGCUCUGUUCUUCUCACCGAACAAAUCGUUCCUACCAAUAAAGAAUGAAAAUUC
Molecule: messenger RNA, 4840 nt
Organism: Pezoporus occidentalis (night parrot)
Lineage: Eukaryota; Metazoa; Chordata; Aves; Psittaciformes; Psittacidae
Gene: ADRB2
Product: adrenoceptor beta 2
Exons: 2
Coding region: 209-1417 (402 amino acids)
Biological process (GO): norepinephrine-epinephrine-mediated vasodilation involved in regulation of systemic arterial blood pressure; adenylate cyclase-activating adrenergic receptor signaling pathway; negative regulation of smooth muscle contraction
Cellular component (GO): plasma membrane
Molecular function (GO): beta2-adrenergic receptor activity; norepinephrine binding
Source: RefSeq, a predicted model, not a curated record